Molecule: messenger RNA, 1623 nt
Organism: Trichoplax adhaerens
Lineage: Eukaryota; Metazoa; Placozoa; Uniplacotomia; Trichoplacea; Trichoplacidae
Exons: 14
Coding region: 1-1623 (540 amino acids)
Biological process (GO): mRNA splicing, via spliceosome
Cellular component (GO): spliceosomal complex; intracellular anatomical structure
Molecular function (GO): RNA binding
Source: RefSeq, a predicted model, not a curated record
AUGGACGCGACAAAAUUUUCGAAAUUCUUUGGAAAUGUUCCUACCUUUACGAUACCUGGAAGAACAUUUCCUGUGGAUAUAUUUUUUAGUAAAACUGCAAUUGAAGACUAUGUAGAUGGAGCUGUUAAACAAGCACUGCAGAUUCACUUACAACCUAGUAAAGGUGAUAUCUUAAUUUUUAUGCCUGGACAAGAAGAUAUUGAAGUUACUUGCGACCUUAUUACAGAGCGCCUUGGUGAGGUAGAAGGAGCACCUCCAUUGACUGUCUUGCCUAUAUAUUCCCAACUUCCAUCAGACUUGCAAGCUAAAAUUUUUCACCGCGCCCCUGAUGGUGUCCGAAAAUGUGUAGUUGCUACUAACAUUGCCGAGACUUCAUUAACUGUUGAUGGAAUUAUGUACGUAAUUGACUGCGGAUACUGUAAACUGAAAGUAUACAAUCCUAAAAUUGGUAUGGACGCUCUUCAAGUUUUUCCAAUUAGCCAAGCAAAUGCUAACCAAAGGUCUGGCCGAGCUGGUAGAACUGGGCCUGGACAAUGCUUUCGAUUGUAUAAUGAAUCGGCUUACAAGAACGAACUCUUAAUAACAAAUGUCCCCGAAAUACAAAGAACCAACUUGGCAAAUGUUGUAUUGCUGCUGAAAUCAUUAGGAGUAAACAAUUUGCUUGAGUUUCACUUCAUGGAUCCGCCGCCACAAGAUAAUAUACUUAAUUCAAUGUAUCAGUUGUGGGUUCUUGGCGCCUUAGAUAAUACUGGUAUGCUAACGCCUCUGGGUCGUCAAAUGGUUGAGUUUCCUCUUGAUCCCGCUCUAUCAAAAAUGCUUAUUGUAUCAGUUGAUAUGGAAUGCAGUGCGGAAAUUUUGACAAUUGUCUCGAUGUUAUCCGUGCCAACAAUAUUCUACCGCCCAAAAGGGAGGGAAGAAGAGAGCGAUAGUAUUCGUGAAAAAUUUUCCGUUCCUGAAAGUGAUCAUUUAACUUACCUUCACGUUUAUCAACAAUGGAAAACUAAUAACUAUUCAUCAUCAUGGUGUACACAACACUUCCUCCAUUUCAAAGCUUUGCGUAAGGUGAGGGAAGUUCGUUCUCAACUUACCGACAUUAUGCAUCAGCAGAACUUGAAGAUCGUAUCUUGCGGAACUGACUGGGAUAUCUGUAGAAAAUGUAUUUGUUCAUCAUAUUUUCACCAAGCUGCAAGACUGAAGGGUAUUGGUGAAUAUGUAAAUAUGAGAACCGGCAUGCCAUGCAAUUUACAUCCGACAAGUUCCUUAUAUGGUAUGGGAUUUACGCCCGACUAUAUUGUAUAUCAUGAACUGGUUAUGACAACAAAAGAGUACAUGCAAUGUGUAACUUCAGUAGAAGGGGAGUGGUUAGCUGAAUUAGGGCCCAUGUUCUAUACUAUUAAAGAGACGACAAAAGACGCUCAGUCAAGGCGUAAGAAAGCACUAGAACAGCAAAGUGUCAUGGAAUCUGAAAUGGAAGCUGCAGCAGAAUUACUCAAGAGUAGAAAGGAAAAGGAAAAUGUCACAACAAGAAUCGACGCUAAAAAAAAUAGAAUAGAAACACCUGGUAAGUUUACUGGCAAGGAUGCACCAACACCACGUAGGACCCCACGUCAGUUUGGUUUAUAA